Molecule: messenger RNA, 492 nt
Organism: Colias croceus (clouded yellow)
Lineage: Eukaryota; Metazoa; Arthropoda; Insecta; Lepidoptera; Pieridae
Exons: 1
Coding region: 1-492 (163 amino acids)
Source: RefSeq, a predicted model, not a curated record
AUGGAAAAAGAGCAAUAUCGUUCGGUGAUUCGAUUCCUAUUUUUGGACGGGAAAGAGCGUAUCGAAAUCAAAGGCCGCUUGGAUGCUGUGUACGGUGACUCUUCUCCAUCGAUAGCCACCCUCAAGAAUUGGUUCAACGAGUUUGCACGUGGCCGUACGUCGGUUUUUGAUGAACCACGUCCAGGUGCACCAAAAACAGCUGCUACGGAGGAAAACAUUAAAAAAAUCCAUGAUCUCGUAUUGACAGAUCGCCGAUUGAAGGUUCGGGAGCUAGCUGAGACUGUAGGCAUUUCAGAAAGAACAGUCAAUCAUAUUCUUCACGAGGAACUCGGCAUGAGAAAGCUGUCGGCGCGAUGGGUGCCGCAUUUACUCACACCGGAAAACAAGUGCAACAGUGAGCCCACGUCGGAGACGUGUUUGGCGUUGUUUAAGCGGAAUCCAGGGGAGUUUUUGCGUCGUUUUGUGACAGUCGAUGAAACUUGGAUUCACUAG